Messenger RNA from Menidia menidia (Atlantic silverside), 5660 nucleotides. Lineage: Eukaryota; Metazoa; Chordata; Actinopteri; Atheriniformes; Atherinopsidae. The record is from the annotation of a GenBank genome assembly.
GAUAUUUGCACCUACCACACAGCUUUAUGACAAAGCUGACAAAAUAAUGAGGUCACUGUGUCAUGGGUGGCUCACCACAUUAUGACAAAGCGCUGUCUGUAACAACAAGAUUUCCACUUCCUUGUGGUUCUAGUGGACAGUUGUUACACGGCAGUUUACAGUCUGUGCAUUUGAAAUAGUGACAUGACACGAGAACAGUUCACAACAUGAUUUCAGCUUUCUUUUGUUCUCUUUCAGAGAAAACGAGCCACAUAAGGUGGCCCAUAAGGUGAUGCUGGGAGCUCGGUCCCAUUUGGUGUGCCUCCGGCCUUAGAAAACUGCUCUCUCACUUCCCAAAUAUCCUGAAAUGCCCACAAACACUAAAAGUGUGAUUUCCAGAGUACAACAUUUCUUUAAUCUUAUAAGUCAAACCGUAGCUGUAGAAAACUGACUAAAUAGUGAAUGCGGAAAAAUAGAUGUUGCUUCUCAUGUUUUACGAUAAAAAAAAAAAAGCUCACUUGUUCCGUAACAGUAAGCACGAGUCAUGAAGUAACAUUUCUUGAAUGCCAGAAAGGAUUUUUUUUUCUCUUCGUUUCUCAGUUGGCUCCCCUGCAGACACAGGCUCGCUACUGAAAUGAGAGGGAUGUUUAUGGUCGUAUGAGAAUCAUAUGAAGCAGCUUAGGGGUCAAAUCUUCCACUGGUUUAAAGAAUUUACUGUUAUCCUUUUAUCCUCAACAACGUAGAAUUUUUACGAUCGAAAAAAAGAAUCAUUGAUGAUUGUUCAUGUGCACUACUGUUGCAAAAGAUAAAACAUCCAGUAUCUUAUAUUUCUAAUACUCUCUGUAAUGUGGAAGCAUAUACAAAAAUUCCAUAUUUUCUAAUUGGUCUAGCUAUAUCUAUCAAAUCUGUUCUAAGGGCAGCACCAAUCUUGAUAGACAUUUAUCUUGCAUAGUUUACCAGGAACUAUAUGUUGGGGAGGUUGGACUGACUCUUGCACUGAUUUAUCAAACGGCAGUGUUUAAUUCUUUUCACUUCAACACUGGCAUCACGGUGCUUAAUCAUAACAACAAGGUGCAGUCAAGUAACGGAAAUUUGGACAGAGCUUAAGCUCCAGCAGAGUGCAAGGUGCUACGAUGGGGACCAGCAGUGAGGGGACAAUGCGAGUCCAUGUGCAUCCAAAGUUCUGUUUCCUGUGUGUGCUCACCUUCCUCUUCCACCAGUGCAACCACUGCCACGAAGAAGGACACAGCCACCAGCACGACGGACAUCCCCAUGGCGACCACAGCAGUGCUCGCAGCGAUUUGCAAAUCUCUCAGACUCCAUAUGUGAGCGCAGCCACAGUGGCCCCGGUGUCCAAGAGUUCCCCGGGUCCUGAGAGUGGCAGUCUGGAGGAGGAGCAGCUCUUCUACAUCCAACAGCUGUUCAGUCGCUACGGUCAGAAGGACCGUUUAGAUUUCCACGGAUUUCAGAAUUUGCUGGUUAGCCUGGGUCUGGGAGAGGUGAAGGUGGUAGGUGUGGAUCACGAGGACCUGGGCCACGACCAUGUCGCCCACCUUGAGCUGCUGGAUGUGAUGGAAGGGCUACACUCACAUUCAUCCUCGAAUGACGACCAAAGUCAUGGCCACCACCACAAGCACGAUCAUACUCACCACAAAGCAGGCUCCCACCAUCCACACACAGAACGAGCCCCAACACCCUGCAGCCAGACUACUGCUGUACCCACUAAACACGACCACAGCCAUAACCAUGGACAUAACCACGACCACAGCGAUGUGGAGGAUAGUGAUACAGAUGAUCAUGAUCCCGACCAUGACCAUGAUGCCGAGCACAAACACGAGCAGGUACAGAAGCAGGCCAACCACAAAGACCUGUCUAUUCACCAGCACAAUGACCACGGUCACAAACAUCACGUUCAAGAGCACACAAACGCAACCCCCAUCAACCCCGAGCAGCCGCCCUCAGCCCACAGAGAGUCGUCAAGAGCCCCUCACUCGUCUCCUGCCCCCACCGAAAGCCACACAAAGAGACCCAGGAAAUUAGCACGGGUCAGAGGUCAGCGAGGGCGGAACAAAACAACCUCUUCCCACACCGCGGCACCCGACGACCACGGACACAGUCAUGAUCACCAUCACCACAAACAUGACCACAGUCACAAAGAGAAGAGAGAGGCUCUGGCGGACUCUGGCACAGCUGGUUUCCAGGUGCUGUCUGUGCAUGCAGGUGGACUGUCGCAUCAGCAUGAGCAGUGUUUGAACCUCACGCAACUCCUCACCUACUACGGCCUGAACCCCGAAGCCCUCAUCUCCCCAGGCCAGUUCACCUAUCUGUGUCCUGCUCUGCUCUACCAGAUAGACAGCCGCGUCUGCAUCCGCCAUCAGAUGGAUGUGACGCAGGACGCCAUGGGCGCCGUCAGUUCUGUGUGGGUGUGGAUCUCGGGCUUCGUCUCCAUCACCAUUAUCAGCCUGCUGUCUCUGCUGGGCGUGGUGCUAGUGCCUAUUCUCAAGCAAUCCUGCUUCAAGUUCCUGCUCACCUUUCUAAUCGCGCUGGCCGUGGGCACGCUCAGCGGCGACGCCCUCCUUCACCUGCUGCCUCACUCCCAAGAGCAACAUGACCACAGCCACCACGCGUCGAGCCACGACACUGAUCUGGUAACAGCUUUUGAUGGCGUCUGGAAGGGCCUGAUGGCGCUGGCUGGCAUCUAUCUGCUCUUCAUCAUCGAACACUGUAUUGGCAUGUUUAAACACUACAAAGACCAGAGGGGCAUAAAGAAGGCCAACGAGGAAAGUAAGAUCGGCAGAAAGUUGUCGGAUCACAAGUUAAACCGGCGCUCAGAUGCAGAGUGGCUGCACCUGAAGCCUCUCGGUGAAGACCCAGACAGCACGGCCGUCUCCUGUGAAAGCGGACACAACGACACGCAGCUCACAGAGCUCCAGACGCCCGACUCUCCCACCAACAAGACACCGCUGGCAACCACUACCCCCCCAGAAGACCAGCAGGCGUCCACCAAGGAGAACGGUCGCAAGGCCAAGCAGCACAGUCACGGGCACGGCCAUUCGCACGGACACGGUCACUCCCAUGGAGGGAACUGCCACUCCGACCAGGAGAUGAAAGACGCUGGGAUAGCCAGCAUUGCCUGGAUGGUCAUCAUGGGAGACGGCAUGCAUAACUUCAGCGAUGGGCUGGCUAUAGGUGCAGCAUUCAGUGCAAACAUGACUGGAGGCAUUAGCACAUCAGUGGCUGUUUUCUGCCACGAAUUACCUCAUGAACUCGGUGACUUUGCAGUGCUGCUGAAAGCCGGGAUGUCGGUGAAGCAGGCCAUCGUCUACAAUCUGCUGUCUGCCCUCAUGGCCUACGUUGGCAUGAUGAUCGGCACAGCUGUGGGCCAGUACACGCACAACGUCACCAGCUGGAUCUUUGCCAUCACGGCCGGCAUGUUCCUGUAUGUGGCUCUGGUGGAUAUGCUGCCGGAGAUGCUGCACGGUGACAGCGAGGAGCACAAGCGCUGCCACCUGGGACACUUUAUCCUACAGAACCUGGGCAUGCUGACCGGAUUCGGCAUCAUGUUGCUAAUUGCCAUAUUUGAAGACCGCAUCGUUUUCGAUUUUGGCUUUUAGCCGAGAAGAGAGGAGGAGAGGGAGGGGAGAGCCGGACGUAUCAGUAUUUUUCUUCUAGGCCUUAACAUGCUUUGUGUGUGAAGUAACAGCCUCGUCUUGCAUGUACUGUGAGUGUCACUCGUGGCCCGUGUCUCCAUUCCAAACAUGCAGCGGCGGCUUCUGCACAUGCACAUGACGUUUACACUCUGCUGCCCCACCACCGUCUCGCUGUCACUCCCGACCUGUCUGCUCCCUGUGAAGGUAAAGAGCAAAGCUGGGCCAAACCAGGACACACCCAUCCGCUCUGAACCGCCUUUAAACCAGCUGCAGACGUUUCUGCAGAAGGCCGCUUGUCAGGCCCUACAGCUCACUCACAGCCCAUCCAUCACCGCUCGCCAUCGCCUCCGUCGUCUCGUUCACUCCGCGCCGCGUCCCGUCAUCCCGCGCCUGUCCUGCUGCGCCUGCUCCACGAGCCAUCCAUCAUCACUUUUCACUGUCAUCCUGCUGCCCAUCAAACACCUGUGUGCCAAGCCCCGGCCACUGGAGCGGCUCCGCCGUACGCCAUCAGGCUCCUCAGAUAGACGCACAGCUGCGAUUAGCUAGCAGCUCCUCCCCCAACAAACCCCUCAGCUCGUGUUGCUUCGCCUGCAGAGUUGGCAGCUUUCAGAAUAGAAAUGUUUCCCCCACUGUACCAGUGUUUUUUUUUUUGUCUCUUUUAUUUUCUAUUCAGAUUUUUUCAUGUUCAACAAAAGCUAGUUGUUUGUUGAGAGAGCUGCAUCCUUUACAGCUGCCUUGACAAAUUAGAAUAGUGUUAUUUUCCACAAGAGCAGCAUAUCAGAAAUGUCUGACCAAUUUUUGUAGGAGUUUGACAAUCUGUAGCCAAACCGUCUUUUUCUUUAUGAUAUUCAACUUCAAACUGUGAGUUCAGAUUGAUUUAGUCACCUCUGUCACAAAGUGCUGUCAUUUACUAGAUUUUUUUAGGGAGCAUCAGUUGGACCAACCUGUAGGGAAAAGGAAAUCAUAGAAGGUUCAGUUGUCAUAUCAAAGCAGAUUUGUAUGCGUUGUAAAUGCUUUCAAUUUGCAUAGUGUCUGUAGUUAUGCAAUUAACAGCAUAUUUCAGCUAUUACUAACAAUUUAAAGUAAUAUUUAAAAAAGUAUCUUCCCGACAAUCUGAAACAAAUUAUAAGGCAGUAAACUUUGUCAGAAUAGCUUGUAUCUGCUGCCACAAGCAUCUACAACUUUAACUUAAGAUCAGCCAUUUGUCAGUUAACCAAACGAAAAUAAUACUUACUUUGAAGCAUUCCUGUGUUCCUGGGAGCGUCAUUUACAGUCACUGAGCAAAGCCAAAAGUAUUCAUUGCGAGGACUUUCAGUGGCUGGCGCUUGACACGACUCCUCCUUCCCCACCCCGACAUUCCACUGGCUGCUCUGCAGUCCACAUGCUAAGCUGCCAAACGUAGCUUCAGCUGCUGGAGCACACGCAUGAAUGUGUGUGACGUCAUUAUCCUGUCACUGUGUGACAUCCAUCGUCUGUGUCUUAAAUGGCUGUAAAUCAUGGUCAGUCUUAACUGAAGUCAUGCCAUCGUAUUGAUGGAAUCAUGCAUGAAGCAUGAGUGAAACAGUAGAUGUGUCAAGUGUAAAAGUGUUUCUUUUUUUUCCCCCCACAAAGUUGAAAUGUUGAAAACGUUUGCUACCUUUUAAACGGUGGAGUGAGGAUCAUGGGAAAUUCUUUGGGGUAUAGUGUGACUGGUGUUAUGAUCCUGUUCGUGUUGUUUGAAAGUAAGUGAUGCCAUUUGCUCAAUUUGUGGUACCUUUUUGAAGGCUUUUUUCUUUUCUUUUUUUUAUUCCUAACACCAUCAAAUGAAAUUCAUCACUGUCUUUGUUCACUUCCACUCAGUCUCUCGUUUAGCUUUUGAUGAAAAGAUUAGACGCUAUGCCCCAAAGAUACCUCACUGCUUAUUUGGCACAAAAAACACAAUCAUUUUCCCAUUUGUUGUAUGUGUAUUUGUUUAGUAAUAUGCAAAUUGUGACAUCUUUGCUGUUUGCCUGUCUGUGUAUUAUCCCCAUCAUGACAAGAAAAUAAACUAUG